Podospora anserina S mat+ is the source of this 96-nucleotide messenger RNA. RefSeq lists its product as uncharacterized. The transcript has 2 exons. NCBI's taxonomy places the organism in Eukaryota, Fungi, Ascomycota, Sordariomycetes, Sordariales, Podosporaceae. The record is from RefSeq and is a predicted model, not a curated record. The coding region runs from base 1 to 96 and encodes 31 amino acids.
AUGGAUUGUAUGCGGGACGCUCGUGGGCGCAUUCCCUUUUGCUGUCUGGAUUUGGAGCAAGUGCUGAUGAGCGAUGCCCAGCAAGCAGUGCUCUAA